Culex quinquefasciatus (southern house mosquito) is the source of this 2640-nucleotide messenger RNA. It is a transcript of the gene Agps, whose product is annotated as alkyldihydroxyacetonephosphate synthase. Lineage: Eukaryota; Metazoa; Arthropoda; Insecta; Diptera; Culicidae. Gene Ontology annotation, molecular function: alkylglycerone-phosphate synthase activity; FAD binding. Gene Ontology annotation, biological process: lipid biosynthetic process. The record is from RefSeq and is a predicted model, not a curated record. The transcript is spliced from 5 exons. The coding region runs from base 499 to 2328 and encodes 609 amino acids.
CGUCGCGUUCUUUUCUUUUUGCACGAUUAGAAUCCAGUUAGUCAGUAACUAACCUCCGGAAUUGUGACGUCCAAGUCGCGUUCUGGCUACAUAGGGAAGCAAGCAAGCAAGCAAAAAAAAAAGGGUCGUCGGUCAUUCGCGCGACAAGUCACCGUCUUUUUUGUUUGUGUGACUACAACUUGCCCUAAGUGCGUUAGCCCUAAUUAAAGGCAUUAGUAGUUAACAAAAAAGGGCACGAUAACACGAGGGUCUGUCGCAAGUGCCACCGUUUUUAAUUAGUCUCGCGAAGUUGUAGAGUUCAGAAGGUUGUGAAAUAUUCACAAGUAGGAACGCCGGAAACCCCCGUUUGUGCUAACUUGUAGGGAAAAAAGCGACGACCUGUCACGGAAAAAUCGAUACCAAAAUCGACGACGAGGAAAAGCCAAGUGCUCGUGGUAGAAGGAAACGAGGGUGGCAGUGUCGGGACAGGUCCAGUGUGGUGUGCGGUAAAGUGGUGAAAUGUCCGCCGGAAAGGAGGAGGACCCGGUCCGGCUGGAACCGAGUGCCGGCAAGAAGGUGGUCAGCGUCAUUCCGAAGCAACGACAGGAACUGCUCAAAUGGAAUGGUUGGGGCUACAAAGAUUCCAGCUUUCAGUAUGUGGACGACACGUUGGUGUUCACCGGGAGUCGCUACCCCAUCGGCGGUUCCAUCUCCCUACCGUACUUCAAAGACUACGUGGAGAAAUACCUGAACGUGAACCUCAAGAACAAACAGCGCGGAAAUCCGCUACCACCCGACUAUCCGGAUCCGGUGCCGUGUCCGGAGUUUCUGGCAAAACUUCGCGAGCUCGGAAUCGACCUGAGUCAAAGGGGGGAAGAUCGGUUGAUCCGGUGCCACGGCCAGACACUGCACGACAUCUACACGCUGCGAACGGGGACGUUCAAGCGAAUUCCGGAUGUUGUACUGUUUCCCACCAGUCACGACCAGGUGGUGCAGAUCGUUGGCUGUGCGAACGAGUGCAACGUGGUGGUGAUUCCGUACGGAGGUGGGACUUCCGUUUCCGGGGCGUCCACGUGUCCGGAGCGGGAAGACCGGCCGAUUGCCGUGCUGGAUACGAGCCAGAUGAACCGGAUGUUGUGGGUUGACCGGGAGAAUCUGGUGGCGUGCUUUGAAGCGGGGAUCGUUGGACAAGACCUGGAGCGGGAGGUACGAGCGCUUGGGUUCACCACUGGCCAUGAACCGGACAGUUACGAGUUUUCGACGCUCGGAGGUUGGGUCGCCACCAGGGCGUCCGGAAUGAAGAAGAACAAGUACGGAAACAUUGAAGACAUCGUGGUCAAGGUGAAGAUGGUGACUUCAAAGGGAGUCCUGGAGAAGAACGUGUUCGUCCCGCGGAUAUCGUGCGGCCCGGACUUUGACCACAUCAUCCUGGGCUCGGAAGGUUCCCUUGGAGUGAUAACCGAGGUUGUGAUAAAGUUACGUCCAUUACCGGAGGUGAAAAAGUACGGCUCGCUCGUUUUCCCCGACUUUGGCACCGGCAUCCGGUGUCUGCGGGAGGUCGCCAAGGAACGACUCCAGCCGGCCAGCAUCCGCCUCAUCGACAACGAGCAGUUCGUGUUCGGCCAGGCACUCAAACCUCAAGGGGGCGCGUUCUCGGGCCUCGCAAGUGCACUCCAGAAGAGCUACAUCACCAAAGUGAAGGGCAUGGCCCUCGACAAGAUCGCGAUCGCUACGCUGGUCUUCGAGGGCACCGCCGCCGACGUGAAGCUCCACGAACGGAAAAUUUUCGCGAUCGCCAGCAAACACGGCGGCUUCUCCGCUGGCAGUACCAACGGCGAGAAGGGUUACAUCCUCACCUUCGUGAUCGCGUACAUCAGGGAUCUGGCCCUCGAGUAUAACGUGGUGGCGGAGUCAUUCGAGACUUCCGUCUCCUGGGAUCGCUGCGAGACGCUGUGCGUGAAUGUGAAGAAUCGCGUCAGGAAGGAAUGUGCCAAACACAACAUCCACCACUACCUCAUCUCGUGCCGCGUGACGCAAUCGUACGACGCGGGCGCGUGCGUGUACUUCUACUUCGGGUUCAACUACAGUGACUUUGCCGAUCCGGUGCACGUGUACGAGACGAUCGAGGCCCACGCCCGGAACGAAAUCCUCGCGUCCGGUGGGUCCAUCUCGCACCACCACGGCGUGGGGAAGAUCCGCUCGCGGUGGUACCCGCAGACGGUGUCCCGCGUCGGGGUGGGACUGUACCAGGCCGCCAAGGUGGAGCUGGAUCCGAAGAAUAUCUUCGCCACCGGGAACUUUCUGCCGGCCAAGGACGACGACGCUGCUCAGCUGCUUGCCAAGCUGUAAAAUGUUGCUGGAAAUUUGCUGCUCAGGGACGAUGCUCACACACACACACACACACAUGGACUCACACAUACACACAUAGACAAACAGACACAGAGUUGCUUAGAACAGUGUUUUAGCUUAGGCGGUUCUCUUUCUUAUGUUGUUUUUUUGUCAAAUAACAAUCGGUAUUCAGUUUACUUUUGGUGUAACCAGCAAUAACAUUCCACAUUUCCAUGUACCAUGCUCUGAAAUGCUUUUACAAAUAGACAAUUAAAUAUGUUAGACACGUGGCUUAGAAUCGCUAGCAAUAAAUUAUUACACUAGUAAAAAGGG